AUGGGUCGAGGAACAAGCAGAUUAGCAGAAACUGCAGCGGCAAUUGGAGAUAUGAAAACGGUUUUUGAAAUAUCGCGACUCUUAACGGGCAAGUCCACAUAUACAAAUAGUCCCAUUGCGGCUCGAGAUGGAAGACUAUUGACAUCAGCAGAAGAACAACUGACCCUAUGGGUUGAGCAUUUUACCGAAACAUUGAAUAAUCCGUUAGGACUACAGCCUUGUACAGAUCAGCAAAUAUCACCUGAAUCUAAUAUUACUCUAUUUGGAAUAAAUCAUUCUACACCAACAAAAACCGAUGUAAUCAAUGCUAUAAAGAGUCAAACGUGUGCACUGGUUCUUACUGUUGUGGGAAAUAUAUCACUACCAACAGUACGAACUGAAUUCGAUGCAGCAUUUUCGAAUAUACUCAAAAGAAUUGAAACAGAAAAAUCGUAUCAGCAUAUCUAUAUCCACCAUAAAAGUCCCAGCGACUGUCUUUUUGAGGAAGUACAAAAGAAUAUUUCGAAACCUCUUAUAACUUCAAACACUACACUGUCAACCUACCUGAAGCACUACUACAAUAGCGAAAUACUGGUAGUUGCAAGCACAACUCUUACGUGUGACAAAGAACUUCUAGAUAAAUUGGCUAAAAAUUUACAACAUAUACGACAAACGCGUAUUGUGCUACUAAUCAAUAUGAUAUACGAGCAAAAUAUGUUGACAUCUCUUACAGAGUUUUUCAAAUUAUGCCAUAAAUAUAAAAUGAUCAAUAUUAUGGUACUUCACCAGGAUUUUUACUUGACUCACAUCUAUCACAGCUAUUCACCAUUCCCGCAUUUUCAAUUGGAAAUAAAAAUUACGCACAGCAUUUCAAGUUACUUUCCAAACCGUUGGCGUAAUAUGCUCGGCAAAGUUGUCUAUACACUAACAGAUCAAAUGGAACCAAGAACUAUGCUUUACACAGAUGCCAAAGGACAACAGCAAAUGGGCGGAUAUGUUGGCAAAUUUAUGCAAGUCUUUUCCGCUUACUAUAAUUGCAAAUUACAAUUUCCUUUUAAUAUUUCCAAUGACCGAGUCAUAUUUUUGACUGAACUGCGUCAAGCAGCCCGAAAUGAAACUAUUGAUAUAGCAUCCAGCAUGUCAUCACCGCAGCGCGAGAAUAACAUACACGAGUACCCUUAUACACUAGAAAUUUGCAGAUGGUACACUAUGUUGCCAGUAGAGCAACCUCUAGCAAGUUCAGAGUUACUGCUUCUUGUCUUUAGCGGUGAACUGUCUCUAACAAUUACAAUUAUACUUUGGCUGCUAUCAAUCUUACUUAUCAUUAGUAAGGACUAUAACAACUUGAGUUAUAAUUUAUCAACCUUUCUGCGUAUAUAUUUUGCAAGUUAUACGUCAACUUUACGUGGCCUACUAGGGCAGCCUUUCAAAAUGGAAGCACAUCCCAGCUUUAAUACUAAAUUAAUUUAUUUACUGCUCUUUAUUGCUGGCCUGUAUAUAAGCACUGGUUAUCAGGCGAGUUUAGUGUAUUUACUCACGAAUCCACCAAAAGAAAGAACCAUUGCAACAUUUGAAGACACAAUUAAUAGAAAUUUAAAAAUUCUGUUAGCCGAAGAUGAACGACCACAUCUUGUUUACUAUACAGGUGAAGAGUUUUGGGAUAAAUACAAAUCCGCUUUUACUAUUGUUAAGACAUUCGCAGAAUUUCAGACUCAUCGUUUUACUUUGGAUACUAAUUUCGGCUAUGCAACAGAUACAUCCGUAUGGCCACUAUUCAAUGAACAACAAAAAUAUUUUUCGAAUCGUCUGUUUCGUCUAUCAACUAAAUUAUUUUAUACCAAUUUUGUACUCUGGAGCUUACCGGUUAAUGAGAAUUCAUAUUACAAGGAACCUCUUAGUGAGAUGAUUUUUUAUUUACAGGCUGGUGGCAUUAUGGAAUACUGGCACGAAAAUACAUUCUAUGAUAUGGUGGCUUUAGGAAGGUUAUCUUUCGAGGAUUUGAGUAGAGCUAGAAUCAAGGAACCAUUGGAUAAUGAGGAUUUGUUUUAUUGUUGGGUUCUAUAUUUGGUGAUGUUGUGUUUAAGCGUUUUUGUGUUUCUUUGCGAAAUCCUUUUUUAUAAAUAUAAAAGU
This is a messenger RNA of Teleopsis dalmanni, 2109 nucleotides long. RefSeq lists its product as uncharacterized. The annotation marks the transcript as partial. The record is from RefSeq and is a predicted model, not a curated record. NCBI's taxonomy places the organism in Eukaryota, Metazoa, Arthropoda, Insecta, Diptera, Diopsidae. The transcript has 2 exons.